Messenger RNA from Procambarus clarkii (red swamp crayfish), 3446 nucleotides. RefSeq names its product phagocyte signaling impaired (gene psidin). The record is from RefSeq and is a predicted model, not a curated record. NCBI's taxonomy places the organism in Eukaryota, Metazoa, Arthropoda, Malacostraca, Decapoda, Cambaridae. Gene Ontology annotation, molecular function: protein binding. Gene Ontology annotation, biological process: N-terminal peptidyl-methionine acetylation. Gene Ontology annotation, cellular component: NatB complex; cytoplasm.
CAUUAAGAAGGUGGUCGUCAGGAAGAACAAGUGAGCAACGCCCAGCGCUGCCAUGUAUAUUGCAUCUCUCGCAGAGUUUUUGUGCGAGUUUGCCCGCCCAAAUCUCACUCGUGAGUCACCCACCGCGAGGUGCGCGAAGAAUGCAAAGUGAGGCCCUAGCGCGAUAGCGAGGGGAAAGCCAAUUUUUGGAACCAUAAUACAAGCAGCAAACAUGGCCGGUCGGGCGCAUGUUGACGAUUCUGUUAUCGAAAGACGUUUGCGGCCCAUAUACGAAUGGCUAGACACGGGAAACAACAAAAAAGCUGUGCAAGAGGCAGACAAAGUACUGAGGAAGCAGUCUACUUUGCACUGUGCCCGUGUGCUCAAAGGUCUGGCUCUGCUACGCAUGAGCCGCCGGGAGGAGUGCGAGAAUCUUAUUUCUACUGUAAUCAAGGAGGGACCGACAGAUGAAGCUACUCUCCAAGCCCUCACAAUUUGUUUUAGGGAGAUGCAUCAGCCCGACCAAAUAUGCAAAGUUUACGAAAUGGCUGUGAAGACUGAGCCGAGCAAUGAAGAGCUGCUGUCCCAUCUCUUCAUGGCUUAUGUCCGGGUGGGAGACUAUAAGAACCAGCAGCAAACAGCCAUGAAACUGUACAAGUUGAAGCCCAAAAAUCCAUACUACUUUUGGGCAGUGAUGAGUCAUGUCAUGCAGGCCCAUAAAUCUGGGGAUCCAAAAGGGAAAGAAGUCAGCCUUUUGCUGGCAGAGAGAAUGGUAAACAAUUUUGUUAAAGAUGGCAAGAUUGAAGCAGAAGCAGAAGUCAUGACCUACCUUCACAUCUUAGAAACACAGGGUAAAUAUGCUGAGGCGUUGGCUGUUCUGGAUGGCCCUCUCGCGGACAAGGUGGUGCACCAGCCAGAGAACUUCUUGGCUUUAAAGAGAGCCACUUACCAUGCCAAGCUUAGCCAGUGGGAAGCAGCUGCUUCUGUAUAUAAAAGCCUCAUCAAAGACGAGCCAGACAACUGGCAGCACUAUGUUGAGUACAUCCGAAUGAUGAUGAAAUUAACGGAAACAAGUGGCAAUGGAGAUGAUCCACUCAUGUCAGCCUCUGCAUUCCUCAGUACUAUGAAACAGGAAGCUGUUGUAGAGAAGACGAAAAGCAGAGGCCCUCUCUUAGGCCUGUUACAGUUAGCUCUGGUACUACAUCAGCAGGGAAUGAGUGAACGAAUUGGUGAAUUAUGUGGUGAUCUUGUAGAGAUUCUUCAUCUUUAUAUUCAGGGGUAUGGGGAUAAAAUGUGUUGCUAUGGCGACAUCGUCAACUUCCUUCCACUUGUGCCAAAGGACCAGAUAUGUCUCUUCCUAAAACAAAUCAAGGAAAUUGUACAACUCAAUGAAGAAGGUUCUCCAGUUAAUGUUGAAGCCAUUUAUCGCAAUCUAUGUUGGUUGCAGCUUCGAAGAGCCUUAGGAGAGCAGGAGACUCUUACCCCUUUGCAACAUAUGGAGUUCUCCGAUUCACUUGUCAAGUUAUAUAAGCAGACAUUACACCUCUCCUCACACAUGGCUGACACAGAUAUCAGACCAGGCGAUGCAUACUUAAUCCUGGCGACUCACAGUUACCUUAAGGCGGUGUCCAAGUGUGAUGGGACAACCGCCGAUAUCGACCCGAAACACUUAAUUCUCAAAGUUGCUGCCAUCUUGGAGUAUGGCAUAGAUAUUUCUAAAGCCAACUUCCAAUUAAAACUGCUACUAAUUAAAGUGUAUAAUAUGCUUGGUGCCACUGAUGCCUCUCAAACAGUGUAUGAAAAAUGUGACUUAAAACAUAUCCAGCUUGACACUCUGGGCCAUGUCCUGGCACUGCAGUCUCUGGAUUCGACCGAUUAUGCGGCUGCCGCUGAAAUCUUCUCCUCCACGCUCAAAUUCUUCAUGGCCAACUAUAAAGAUACCUCAGAUCCACUAAUAUCUUCAUAUAAAUAUGGAUCACUGACUAGAAUUCCUGAGUUUGUGGAGUUCAGAGAAAGAUUAAAUAAUUCCCUCCAUUUUGCCACAGUGACGGCUGAGCAGAUGCUGAUGGAACUGACCACCGAAAUAAGUUCUCACAGUCAGUUGGUUGACAUGCUACAACAAAUGGACAUCGAUCCAGCUACUGACAAGACCAACUGGGAGGAGCUGCGUGACAAUCGUGACCUACGGGUCAUGAACACCUGGGAACCUCUUACCAGGUGUUUGCAGGAGAGUGACAUAGCAGCGAGCACUGCAGCAGACAUAACCAUGUUGAAGCUUCGUAAUGUAACACUCAGAUUAGUGGGAGCUGCGAGCAGACUUGGUCAUUCGAAAGUAAGCAAUGAUCAGGCAUCUGCAAACAAAGAAAAUAGUGAGUGUGUGAACGGUGAAGCAAGUUCGUCAUCGGAUGCGACGCUGUUGGCUAAUCUCACUGCCCGACUAGAGCAGGAGUAUGAAGAUUGCAGUAGAUAUAGAAAUUGCAAGUCCCCUCAGCUUCCACUUCAAGGCCCUGAUCCGUCCAGAAUUUACCUCUAUUCUUCAGGGAGUUAUAUCCCUGUCCUAGUCAAACAUGCACAAGUGUUACAACGAGUGCACAAAUGUUCUCACGACCCUACAGGUGUUGCAAGUUGGUCAAGUGAAGUCAUUAAGGAGGCCCGUGAGGAAAUAGAAGAGUUGAUCACAUCACACAUGCAACACGUGGAGAGCAUACAAACUGUGACCCCAAACAUCCUUCCAGGUGUGAAUCCUCCUGCCUUCACGCACCUUCAUCACCUGGUGCAGACUUUGGGCAUCAUUGCCAUCUUCCUGGGCUGCUGUUUUACCAUUCUUAAACCAAUAAAGGCAGCUGUGUCAAAGAAAAACAAGAAGAGAAAAGAACCUGUGAUAAUGCCAGAGGUGAUACCCCAGUUUGCCAGCUUCAUCGCUUCCCUCACAGCCAGCAUACAGAAGCUGGAGAAAGCCACUUCCGAGAAGUACAAGUCCGUCAAGUCAACAACAGAUGAAAAUUUCCACGAAGGUUAUUCUUCUGUGGACAUCAGUUCCAUCCUCACGAGUCAUGCAGAGGGAAAAUUAGUGUGUGAAAAAGUGGAACAGAGUUUUGUUAAAAGUUUAGAGAGGCUUUCCUUUUCUAUAGGAAAUAAAGUAAAAUAUAUCUCCUCUCUCAAACUGUAACAUGGAAUUGUCACUCAGACGCAAAAUUAUUAUUAUUAUAUUUUUUUUUAUCCUGCCUUAGUUAUUGUUGAGUGACCUCCCAAUGAAAAAUUAAAUGCAAAUGUGUCUUAAAUCUUUGCAAGUCUACAAUAAAUAUUAAGUUGUAAAGUCUGAUGUUGUUGGUCAAUGAAAAUUUGACAGUGAUUUCACGGUUUAUAUUUGUUAUAAUGAUUUUGUUAACUUUUAACAAGUUUUUCAGCCGCUGAAGUCUUGUAACCAUUUGCUUGUUGAGUUUCAUCUCAAUAUAAUUUGAAUGUGA